GCCAUGAGAGAUGGGUGCUUCGUGGACCACUUUUCUUCAUAAAAAUCGAGAGAUGGCGUCCUGCACCCCGUGAAUAAUCAAAAAUGAUCAUAAAGAAUUGAUGAAGAGAUCACUCUACCGUAAUGUAUCAUUAUGCUACGACCCCUCAAUUGAACAUCCUCCAACUUCCGCCUCUGCGUGUCCAACGCUAGGAGACAGGGAGAGAAGGGCGAUGGCUGCCGGUGGAGGAUGCGGGGAGACUGUGGAUCAGUACCGGGCGAAGGUGGAGCGGCUUACCCAGGAACUUGCGGAAGCGAACAGAGAGAAGAUAAGGGCGGCAGAAUGCGGUCUUGUUGUGUUGGAUGAGAACCAGACUCUAAAGCACCAGUAUGCCGAUCUGGAAUCGGAACAGGAGACGCUGAAGCAAGAGUUGGAACAAUUACAAGAGGCGUUUGGCCAGGCAUACUCCAACCAGCGUAAGGUCGCGGAGGAUGGCGAGAUCAACGAGGAGUCGCUGCUGCAGGAGUCAGCGUCAAAGGAGGCCUUCUACAUGGGCCAGCUGCUGGAGCUGCAGACGGAUCUGAAGCUGAGCCGCUCCGUGGCGUCCAACGCGUCCAACGAGAGCGAGAGGCUCAACGCCGUGCUUCAGGAGCACAAAGAGAGUAAUGAGAUGCUGGAGCUGCAGGGGAGCAGGAUGAGAGAGGAAAUCAGGGAGUAUAAAUUCAGAGAUGCGCGACUCCUACAGGAUUACACUGAGCUGGAGGAGGAGAACAUCACCCUGCAAAAACUAGUCUCCACCCUCAAACAGAACCAGGUGGAGUAUGAGGGUCUGAAGCAUGAGAUCAAGGUUCUGGAGGAGGAGACGGUGCUGCUGAACAGCCAGCUGGAGGAUGCUGUGCGUCUGAAGGACAUCUCUCAGUCCCAGCUGGAGGAGGCUCUGGACGCCCUGAAAAUUGAGAGGGAGCAGAAGAACAGCCUGAGGAAGGAGCUAGCCCACCACAUCACCCUCAGCGACAGUGUGUAUGGUGCCGGAGCCCACCUGGCUCUCACCGCCACUGUUGACGGGCUCAAAUUUGCCACCGAAGAGGUCGGGAGUAAUGGUACAGCCAUGCAUAAUGGAGCCAACGGGAGUGAGGAUAGCAACGGCCACUGUAAUGGGCACCUGGGAUUGGCUAAGAUGAACGGCGACUACCGGCUGCCCAGGAAGGGGGAGGGGCUGCAUGGUCCUGUGUCUGACCUCUUCAGCGAGCUCAACCUGUCUGAGAUGCAGAAAGUAAAAAAGCAGCUGUUUCAGGUGGAGCGUGAGAAGUCAAGCCUCCUGAUGAACCUGCAGGAGUCCCAGACCCAGCUGCAGCACAUGCAGAGCGCCCUGACGGAGCAACACGAGAACGUCCAACGCCUCACCGAACGCGUCAACGUCAUGAAGCACCUUCAAAGUGACAAGGAGAUGGCUGAUUCUCAGGAGUCUGAGAAGUCCAACGGGUUGCCCUCGCCCUGUCACCGCGACGACGAGGUGGACAUCCACAGGAUGGACAUCCUGGAGUGUAAGUACAAGGUGGCAGUAACCGAGGUGAUCGACCUGAAGGCGGAGCUAAAAGCCUUGAAGGAGAACUAUAACCAGUGUGUGGAGGGCCAGGGGGAGGAGCGGAGCAGCAACGAUGGGAAGGUCCAGGCUCUGGACGAGCAGGUCAACCGGCUGGAGCAGAGCUGCCACGAUUCCCACGAUAGGGUGGAGUGUUUGGAGGCAGAACUAAAGACGGCGACGGAUGUGGCCUCAGAGAGCCACAGCAUGCUGAACACAGCGCAGGACGAGCUGGUAACAUUCAGCGAGGAGCUGGCCCAGCUCUACCACCAUGUGUGUCUCUGCAACAAUGAGACGCCCAACCGCGUCAUGCUAGACUACUACCGCCAGAGCCGUAACACCCGCAGCGGCAGCCUCAAGGGCUCCGAGGACCCCCGGGCACUCCUCUCUCCCCGCCUGGCUAGACGCCUCGCCGCUAUCAACGCUGGGUUCACCGAGGCCCCACGGAGCCCCAUAGACUCGCCUUACAAAGAAUCCCCCAGUGGGGACAAUGGGGAAACAGGGAGGGAGUCCCCAGCACCAGGCAGCCAGGGGAGCCCAACCCGUUCCCUCAUGGGCUCCCCGGUCAUCAACGGCACCAACGGCCCUUCCUCCUCCUCCCCCGUGCCUCCCGAGGCAAGUGGAGAUCUGCGUAAGGAGCCCAUGAACAUCUACAACCUGAACGCCAUCAUCAGGGACCAGAUCAAACACCUGCAGAGAGCCGUGGACCGCUCCCUCCAACUGUCUCGACAGAGGGCAGCUGCCCGGGAGCUGGCCCCCUUGUUCGACAAGGACAAGGAGGCCUGCAUGGAGGAAAUCCUCAAGCUCAAGUCCCUCCUCAGCACCAAGAGGGAGCAGAUUGCUACGCUAAGACUGGUGCUCAAAGCCAACAAACAGACUGCAGAGGUGGCGCUGGCUAAUCUAAAGAGCAAGUAUGAGAAUGAGAAGUGCAUGGUGACAGAGACCAUGAUGAAGCUGAGGAACGAGCUGAAGGCUCUGAAGGAGGACGCUGCCACCUUCUCCUCUCUCAGGGCCAUGUUCGCCACCAGGUGUGAUGAGUACGUGACUCAGCUGGAUGAGAUGCAGAGACAGCUGGCAGCGGCGGAGGAUGAGAAGAAGACCCUGAACUCCCUGCUCCGCAUGGCCAUCCAGCAGAAGCUGGCCUUGACCCAACGCCUGGAGGACCUGGAGUUUGACCACGAACAGACCAGGGACCGCGGCCGCGGCACAAAGGUGCCCAAGAUCAAGAACAGCCCUCCCAAAUCCAUGUCCGAGUCCGAACAUUGUGACAGCCCUCCAGGAGGACCAGACACCACCCCUCUCCAGCAGCAGCAGAGGCCCCCUGGACCCACUCAACAGCCUGGUCCAGCAGCAUCAUCCCCAGGUCCCUAGGCAUCUAGCCAGUGCGCCCCUACCCAUGGGCUCAGGCCUCCUGGAGACACACAGCACCAGAGACUCCUGUCUCCCAUCUCACUCAACCUGGCAUCCCACUUCUGUGUUCCCUCAGUAAGCCCCGCCUCCACAGGCCACACUUUCUCCUGGUUGGUCGGGUUACAGAGAAGAUGAGGGUUGCGGUGCUCCUCACUGGUUGGGCUGAAAUGACGUCAGAUCCUUUCCAGAAAAGAUAGACUGGAGGACCGGACUGCAGUGCACACACCAGACUAGCAAAUAUUAUUGACUUAAACAAUGUAUUGUAUCUAUAUGAUUAUUUAUUAUCUAUUUAACUGACUUGGUUAUUUAUUGAUUUGUGUUUUGUUCAUAUUUGUGUUUUGUGAUAUCAUUUGAUUGUUGUUGGUCAUUCUUUAAAAUGAAAUUCAAAAUGAGUAUUAUUGCUGUGGUGUUUAGACUUACUAAACUAUGGCUGUUAUGUUCUCAUUGAUAUCGUCAAAAAAUAAAAACAUUUGACAUAUUUCCAAUUGAAUAUUACAAGGUUUUGGAUGGUCUACAUCCUACAAGUUUAGCAUCACAUUUUCUGUCAAUAACAAGGUUUCCUUUUGGUGAUGUGAGAUGCUUACAAACUUGCCUAACAGACCAGACAGAAUAUUAGCCAUGUAAAAGCAUCAGUUUGUAAGGAUCAUCUCUGUAAUAGCUUCUGUCUUUACAUGGUAGUGUUGAAGUACACAAUGAAUUUGAUAUCAUUGUGGAGAGACUAAUUGAAUGGAAGUGAUAUUGCAUUACAAUGGUAAUCUUUGAUGAGGUGGGUUGUCUUGAUUUUAACUACCAAUCUAACAUCACUACACUUGAGAUGCUUUUUUUAUACAAUUUUUUUGCAAGACAAAGAUAAUAUUUUUUACAUCCGUUUUUUUUUUUUUACCACAGUUACUGCUGAGGUGAUUGAUUAUGUUGUCAUGUAGGUGAAAUCGGAUUUGACAUAGACACUCUGAUACUAAAGGUAGGAGAUGAGGAGUUGACAUCUGGGUUAGUAAGCCUGGAUGUGGCCUUUAGAAUUGCACCAGUUGACUCGACCCUGAUCUGUGUGACAAGACUCCCCUCCUCAGUUUAGUUUUAACACAUUUCAGAUAACACAAUCCCCCCAUGCUGUGGACCCCUAGUAUCAUCUUUCUGUCUAAAUAAGGCAUUUGAAUUCGCUCUUCUUAAACAUGGCAUUGUUUAUGUGUCAGAGAUUGCUUGUUUAAUGUCUAACCCAAAGGAAAUUACGGUAAUCAAAUAUCAUGCUGGGGCAUGAAUGAAAUACUGUAGUUUCAAACCAAAGGUAAACUACCUUCUCCUCCAAACAUUGUUCUUUACAAGCACAAUAAGGACUUUGCAUUGAAGAAAUAACAGUGGACAUCUCGAUCCAGGCAUCUCUCUUCCGGUUAUCAGAGCCAUGUAUAGAUCUACCCUGUAUAUGGCUUUGUCGGAUAUGAUAUCAUGACACUAACCAGCAGGCUGAGAACAGGGAUGAAUACCAAAGUCUUCCAGGAUAUAGGAAGGAUUUUGUGAGUCACACGCUUACACCUUCAGAUCAAUUUGUAUAAAGCUUUGAUGAUCUGGUUAACCUAGUUGAAACAUUAAUGCAAGAAGAGCCAAGAACAAACUGUGUGUUUGUGUUGAUGAUGUAGCUAAUGUUUGAGUUGCAUGAUUCACAUCCACUGUAUCUCUUUCUCUCUUUCCUUUGAGUCGAUAGUAAUGAUUAUGUCUUAUGUUUAACUAGUCAGCUUUAUUGAAGGGGAAUCUGAACACCUAGUUCCUUAUAGAUUGGAGCCAGAUGCAUUGUGAUAGAGUUUUCUUACAGUUCUCUAGUCAUUCAUUCACAAAUGUGGGUGGAUUUAUUGAACUUAAUUGGGUUUAUUCUGGUGAGACAUGUAUACUGUAACCACAAAGGACAAUCACCCUUAGAAUCCACACAGUUAGUGCUGGUGAAAGCAUGUUUGCAACCACAUUGUUUGUAUUAUGAAACCUUGGGUGGAACAGAAGAAGAUGAAGAAGAGGAGUGAGGUUCAAAGCUAGUCUAGUGACUGGUGUCUGGAGAACAUUUUGUCUACUCCUUUGGUUGUUGCGCAAGUUCCUUCAUCAUUGGAAGAUGGCGAUACAGUACAGUGCCCUGGCGUUAGAGACACUAAUCAAUAAAGAAAAAAGGAACUAAAAGACAGCAAUAUACUGUAUUGGGUUUCUUUUUUUCUUUUUUUUUUACUCCAUUUAAAACAGUGUAAC
Oncorhynchus tshawytscha (Chinook salmon) is the source of this 5194-nucleotide messenger RNA. Its product is annotated as protein bicaudal D homolog 1-like. Gene Ontology annotation, cellular component: cytosol; Golgi apparatus. The transcript is spliced from 9 exons. Gene Ontology annotation, molecular function: cytoskeletal adaptor activity; dynein complex binding; dynein intermediate chain binding. The record is from RefSeq and is a predicted model, not a curated record. The coding region runs from base 101 to 2932 and encodes 943 amino acids. Gene Ontology annotation, biological process: protein localization to organelle; regulation of microtubule cytoskeleton organization; microtubule anchoring at microtubule organizing center. NCBI's taxonomy places the organism in Eukaryota, Metazoa, Chordata, Actinopteri, Salmoniformes, Salmonidae.